GCUGGGAGUUGUAGUUUUGCAACAUCUGGAGGUCUGCAGGUUGGAGACCACUGGUGUACAGUAUAGAGUCCCAGUGCCCGGCGGCCCCCAACAAAGAGGAGGAGGGCAGUGCUUGACAUAUGCUUCAGAGCUGUAAUCUGCCAGCAUUCCUUGUGGGCUCGGUGUCUGGAAAGAGAUCUAAUGAUUUACACAGUGAAGUAUAGUCAUCCAUCCCUCUGCAUCACAGGAGCUCAGCAAAGAAGUGUCUGGACAGACUUGGUCACUGUCUCUAAUAAUAACCAACAAGAUUUUGAUGGCAAUACAGACCGGCUUACCGCCAGACGACAACUGUAGAUUUAUGGACCGGAGUUGCUCGAGGCUUUCCAUCUCCUGUUAUCCACUUCUUGGCUAAUGAGGUCCGUGGGCUCUCCUGGCUCUUCUCCCCACUGCAGACAUGCUUCUGACUGGAAUGGAUGCCCUGAUCAGCAGGAACCUAUGAAGGGUGCUGUAGCUCUGGAACAAUUAAGUGCAGCAACUGGAAUUUCUUUAGGCCUGUCCUCAUGUGUUAAGGUUUCUGUAGACAUACCAGCUGUCAAGAUGGCGGACGGCAAUUUUGAUCCCUGUGAAUGCAUUUGCUCGCAUGACUAUGCAAUGCGAAGACUGAUUAAUUUGCUAAGGCAAUCUCAGUCUUACUGCACUGACUCAGAAUGCUUACAAGAAUUACCAGGACCCAAUCCUUCUAGUGAUGGUGGAAUUAGUAUUGCAAUGAUCGCCAUGGCCUGGAUUGUCAUCGGUUUGACCUUAUACCUUCUGAGACCCAGGAGUCUCCGAGGAUCAAGAGCUACUGGGAAACCCACGACUCCGCAUAAUGAUCACAACCAUGAACCUCCAGCACCACCAGUAGACUAGCGCCUCCAGGAGUUUCCAUACAAGACUUGCACGACCAAAUGAAUCCAGAAUGGCCAGACUACUCUGAAGUGGACGAUUCUUCCUUCUUUCCUUUCUACUAAUGCCAACAACCAUAUCGGUAUCGGGCAUUCCAUAUUCUAAGAUAAAUGGCAGGUCUACAAUGUUUGGAGCACGUUGUCUUGUUCCAGAUCUCUUGGCAGUACAGUAGUUCUCUUCUUGUAAAUGUAGACCGAAUGCAACACUGUAAACUUUCUUUACUAAUAUAUCCUUUGUCUGGACUUUCCAGCCUUAAUAGAACUCUUCAGAUACAUUAGGUGUUUUCUUUCCUAGCACCUAUAUGUUAGUCUACUGUCUUGUGAAUCCAUCGUCUCAAUGAAUUCCCAUAUACAUUUCCUGAAGGACCAUAACAUUUGAUUGUCAUAAUGGCAGUAUGACUCGGGAGAUUUUUAUGAAGAUGUAUAGUCCUGCUUCUAGCACCUGCUAUUAUAGAAAUGCUUUUGUUUUUUUUUUUACACCCUAUUUGGGUGACUUUGCAAAAACGAAGUGAUUGUAAUAUUUCUGCCUAUACACUGUUUGCUGAAGUGCCAAUGUAUUGUAUACUGUCAAGUGUGGAGGUUCUACAACCCUCUAGGCAUAUCUCAAUGUGAGAAUGCAUGAAGAUGCCUUAAGAUGUGUUUGUGCCCUUAGGGUGCCAACGUGGCAUUACCAAGACAGUGAAACUGAAGGAACGAAAUGGUAAAUGUGAUUACCAUGACCAGAUAUUUUAUUAUAUACAGUUAUUGUAUACGACCAUUUUUAAGAGGUCUCCCGAACACACUGAGGUUAGACAGCAAUGACCUGCAACCCCAGCAUGCAGCAGUAGAUUAAUAUUGACAUCCCAGCAAGAAAUGCCAAGCCCUUAAAGGGGUACUCUGGUGGAAAACUUUUUAUUUUUUCUAAAUCAACUGGUGCCAGAAAGUUUAACAGAUU
Molecule: messenger RNA, 1857 nt
Organism: Hyla sarda
Lineage: Eukaryota; Metazoa; Chordata; Amphibia; Anura; Hylidae
Gene: SMIM14
Product: small integral membrane protein 14
Exons: 7
Coding region: 391-888 (165 amino acids)
Cellular component (GO): endoplasmic reticulum
Source: RefSeq, a predicted model, not a curated record